Messenger RNA from Pocillopora meandrina, 2173 nucleotides. NCBI's taxonomy places the organism in Eukaryota, Metazoa, Cnidaria, Anthozoa, Scleractinia, Pocilloporidae. The record is from the annotation of a GenBank genome assembly.
CAGGCCGUCAGAUCGAUCAGAACACAUCAGGUAGGUUCACCUUAAAAACAAACUUAGCUUUGAGUUUGAUUCAUUCUAAUUUGAUCUAAAAAGGAAAAUUAGAUAACCUGUAUAUCUAUUCUCUUUUGUUCUGGUUUACGAUGAAUAUGAAAGCGAUCUUCGCAGUAGUGAACACUACUGAGACAACAAGGCAACCGGGUGUUGGUAGAGCACUGUACCGGUAUCGCAGAGGUUAUGGGUUCAAAUCCCGUACAGGCCUGAAUUUUUUUCAGGUCUAAUUUUGAUUACUUUCGUUGUCGUAAGCAUUCGACUCAUCGAGUAUUUCUUUGUACAAUACAACCUCGAAUCAUUAUCUUUCCAUUAGUCAGAAUUUUGUAUAAAGCUUAACUUUAACUGUAUUCUAAAAAUCAGUGAAAUUGGAGGGGAUCGGACAAAAACUACUGCUCCAACAUUCCUGUGCUUAAAUAGACAUUGUGUCAAGUACUACACACCUUAAAAGAGCAACAUUGUGAUUCCAGCACAAAUCGGACACUCGUUACAAGUGAAAGAAAUAUCUUAAAAUUAAAAUUUACCAACUUUCUUAUUUUAGUUAGGAGCAAGGUGAUCCUUAAUUUUUCCUCCGAAAAUUCAGAUGCUGGAAUAUUCACAUAGAUUGUACUCUCGAAUAAACACAUUAUGUAGAACUAAUUUGGACUUCCACAGAUCUAAACGACCGUUGUCAUGGCUGCCAUAUUUGAGAAAACAGGCUUUCCUUCAAAGAUAGCGCUGUUGUCACAAUGAUUGUAACAACUCGUGGGUUAUUCAUUUGAACGCCUUUGUGACUGAAGAAACGUUUUUUUGCCGGAACUAUUUCGUCCAUUUCAUGUCCUAAACGAAACAAAACAUCUUAAACGAAGUGGAUAUCUAAGAGACGAGAUCCCUUUUCUUGCUUGGAAAAACGAAAAAAAAACAAAAACUAAUAAUUAGUUUCUUCGCGGGAGUAAAAUGAUUUUUUUGAGAUAAAACGUCGGUAGAAUAUUGACAAGUCGUUAUUUGACAACAAGCUCAGUCAAACAGCAAUUAGUAAUGUUGUUACUCUUACCACUGUCGUUAUAAUCAUUAUUUAUGGGAAAAGGAAGAAAUUGUUGUUGUUGUUUUUUUUUUCCAUAAUACGAGGCAGUUAUCAUGGCUUCCGUAAUCUUUUAUAUGACGCUGUUGUUGUGCGCUGUAGCCUUAAGUGAGGGGUGCUCAUGCGCAGUUCCUACGAUACCACCAACCGCAGGCUGCUGGAAAGGAGAUGCUUUUGAAUACUGGAACAUGCAACGGUUUUGCGAUGCAGACUUCGGUGAGAUAUUUUUUUCAAAAUUUUUAGUUCAAAUCUAUCUCAUUGAUUUGGUCGGCUUGGCAGUACUCUAUUUUACUUUUCACCGAGGAGGAGCUUGGUCCAAAAACCAUAAAAAGUUUUUUUGUAGGCAAUUAUGCUGAAACUUACUCAGUAGCCUAACUGCUUACAUUUUCAUUGUUCUCAAAUUUUCAUCACCACCUUAAUUUCAAGUUGUUUUAUAACAUAGCUAAUAAAUUUCGCGAGCGUGCUUCAUAUUCCUAUUGUGCACGCUCAUGACGUCAUUUUUUUCCAUCGGGUCGAAAAUCUUAAAAACAAUUUUCAUCGUCAGCUGCGCGUUCAUUUCAAGUUGUUUUCAAGAAGCUAGAGUUGCUCUCGGCCACGCCACGAGCAACUCUUACGCAUCUUUCGUGCUCUCCAAACUUCCCGCUUGCUUCAUAUCUCGAUGAACGCACGCUGAUGUAUGAACCAAUUGUUAAUUCGAAGUCUUCGUUGACUUUGUCAAGCCAUGUAUUUACUAUUAAUUUCCUUAAAACAGCUAUCAGAGCCAAGGUUUUGAGAAUUUUCCAUCCAGAGAUUUAUGAUGGUGAGGACCCUUGGUCAGUUGGCCCCGCAAGCUACUCAGUUAAAGUUUUGAAAACCUUCAAAGGAUCAUUGCACGAAAAGGAAAUAACUCGGUUAGAAACUCCAGCCAAUGAAGGACUCUGUGGUGUUCACCUUAACGUUAACGGCGAGUACCUCCUCACCGGUAGAAAAAGCUUUGGGCCGUUGGAAAUCAUGCUGUGUGAUUGGUUCGAGCCUUGGAGUAAAAAAACGUUCAAACAAAUCCGCAAGUUCAGUAAGAAAUGUUAA